Molecule: messenger RNA, 2275 nt
Organism: Penicillium brasilianum
Lineage: Eukaryota; Fungi; Ascomycota; Eurotiomycetes; Eurotiales; Aspergillaceae
Source: the annotation of a GenBank genome assembly
CUGAGCAAGACAGAGCUGACUAAUAUCCAAAGCCCGCGAGAAUCCGCACUGCCAACCGGGGAAGUCUCAAAGAAGCUUUCACCUAAAUCAGUCUGAAACCCCCCUCCUUCCUCGCUCUCUCUCGUUCUUGCCUCCUCUAUUCGGGCUCCACAAAACUUGAUCCCCGAUACUCCAGUUUAAAUAAUUUGUUUCCAAGCCCGCGCUGUGUAUCUCGCUCUUUACGAUGCACACGGGAGGCUCUCGGAUCAAGCAGCCGAGUUGAUUUGCAGCCCGUGAUAAGCGCGCCCGUUCCCCCCGUUUGUGGAACCCAUCUCCCCCAGAUCUAAAAGGCGCGAGCCUCUUUGCGCACCUAGCGGUUCGGAGGACGGGUUUUAGUCACGUUUUACUCCAUCGCAAUUUCCGGAGCUUUUGCUGUGCCCGCCUUGGUUUUGUUGGGGCUGAACGAUGGUCUAUGGGGGUAAGCCGAGCACCGGAUGUUACCUGUGUCGAAAGCGGAAGAUCAAGUGCGAUGAAGCCCGCCCCAGUUGUCGAAACUGUAAUGUCUACGGGCGCCCAUGCCCUGGCUACCGGCCCGAUGCAGUCUUCCGCAACGAGACCAGGAAGGUUGAGCGGCUAGCCAAGAAAGAUGCGAGCUCAAGCUCCAGUUCAAGCUCCAGUUCUUCUGCACCUACGAGUCAAGUACACACGCCAAAAUCUCAAUCUUCGACUGUCACGGAGAAGCAAGCACUCUCGUCUCAACAGUCGGCAUUGACGCUGCACCGCGUCCAAGAUGCAACUUGGGAACAGCGCGCUCUAUGUUAUUUUUUUGAUCAAUACACCAUCAACUCUGAUAAUGAGGAUGGCAUGGGCCAUCUCGAGUAUUUACCCCCACUAUAUGCGCGAUGCGGUGAGGUCAGCCCUGGAGACGGGAGCUCACCGUCUACGUGUCUGCGGUGGGCUGUGGAUGCCACGGCUCUGAUGACUCUAGCUAAUGCGACAAAUGCGCCGCCGCUGAUGGUUAAGGCGCGACAGGGCUAUGGGAAGGCGAUUCGCAGUCUGCGGACGGCGCUGGCUUCGCCGGAUCAGGCGGUCAAGGAUGAAACUUUUGCGUCUGUGGUGCUUCUCUCGUUGUUUGAAGAUAUCACCGGCGAACGGAAUGGCUUGUUUAGUUCCCACACGGCUGGGUUUGAGUUUCUCAUGAAAUUGCGAGGCGAGGAUCAGUUGGGUCAUCAGCGAGGGCGUGAUAUGUUCAGUUUCGCCUAUACGCAUACGUAUGUUGAGAUCCUCGCACUGGGAGACAAACCUCGAUGCGAUUUUGCCUGGGUCAUGGGCAUGCUGAAUGAAAACGACCCCAUCGAGAGUCUUAUGCUCUCGGCAACUAAACUCAGUCAACUUUUUUUAUCCAUGCAAGCUGGCCCAAGUUCGCCAGACCAGGCCACCGUUGAAUCUUGGAUUGCCACUGGCCAAGAGUGUGACUUUGCACUCUCCCAAUGGUCGCUUCACCUCCCAGACCGCUGGCUCCCAUUAGUCGUCUACUCCGCUCGAGGCGAAUCUCUCCUAACCUACAACCGCAUCUCCAACGCCGUGAUCUGGGGCUACUACCGCGCUGUCCGCGUGAUGCUUCAACAACUCCUCCUCAACCUCAAUCGGACUCUCAUCUCUAUUAAUCAGAAGAAUCAACAACCCGGUGACCCAGCACCGGUCGAGGGCAAACUCGACGAGAAUACUUUACGAGCUGUCAUACAAGAAAUGACAACAGAUACGUGUCGAAGCCUUCCCUUUUCUAUAUCAGACGUCGACACCCUUGGAAGACCUACGAAUCCCAAAGACAAAUCACGGUCGAUUCGUGCCGCACAGGGCUAUGGUAUGCUCUGGCCAUGGUGGUACAUGUUGUCCUGCGGGAUGCCGACCCCAAUCCAGGCCCAACAAAUCCGCACUGUGCUCUCGCGAGUUGGAUCCUCGCUCGGGAUCAAACUAGCGCUGAUUCUAGCGCGUGAAGCAGAGCGGAUGCGUGGAGAUUCGCAGCCGCCUGAAACAACGGUGGACGGUUCGUAGUUAGAGAUGGUAGGAACCACUUUCUCUAGUGCAUAGAUGCCAGAUGCGAGUUGUACGUUUGUCGCAUAAUUUUGUAUACAUUUGGGUAAAAGUACACAUCCCAUAUUGGAAUGUAGCAUUGCCUGGCCGCAUCUCCAUUGAUAUCUGGUCGUGAGGGGUGAACGGAGACUGUAAAUAGUCAUAAUAAUUGGUUUUGAAUACAAUAAACAUCAUAAUGAGAUAUGCAAGCUUGAUUACCGUG